This is a messenger RNA of Salvelinus fontinalis (brook trout), 4370 nucleotides long. Its product is annotated as fidgetin-like protein 2. The transcript is spliced from 2 exons. Lineage: Eukaryota; Metazoa; Chordata; Actinopteri; Salmoniformes; Salmonidae. The record is from RefSeq and is a predicted model, not a curated record. Bases 141 to 1259 code for a protein of 372 amino acids.
GGAGGGGUAGAGUGGGAGAGCAGAGAAGGAUAGAGUCCCAGAAGUGGAAAAACACUGCCUUACUGUGUGGGUCAUUCUAUUGGCUUCCAGAUAGAACCCAUCAUAUCAAGGAAAUACAAGCAUGAGCAGGUCUGUUGAAGAUGCACUGGUCUCCGGAGCACGCGGCCCCCCUGUCCCAGUGGCCUGAGCAGCACCUGGAUGUGUCUUCCACCACCUCCCCUCCCUCUGCCCACAAACACGACUCACGUGGUUACACCACUGCAGCCGGAUACCCCUGGGCCAGCGACGACAUCUCUGCCCUCACCGCCUCUUCCUUGUUAAAACGCUAUGCCGAAAAGUACUCAGGCCUGGAGCUGCCCUACGAAAGGCCUGCCCCAGGGGCUUACUCAGAGCUUGGGACCUUCCUGAAGAGUGAAACUGAGCCCUGGGCCCUGGGGCAGGGCAUGGAGUGUUACCCUGUGCUGGAGGCCCUGGCAGCAGGGGCCAAAGUGGGAUCAGCAUCAGUGGGCCUCCCUGGCACGGGCAGUGUGACGGUGGUGAACAGUAACUUGACCUCUGACCCUGGGUAUAGUGGUGGUGGCUCCUGUAAUGGCCCCCCCUCUCAGGACUACCCCCUCUCCUACAACAGCACCUACCUCUCCUCAGGAUACUGCCUCCAGCCCGGCUCAGCACUUCCCCCAGCCUCUCUGCAAACCACCCCCACCCUGGUGUCCAGCUACAACCCUACCAACCCUGUAUACAACUACCCGCCAGGCUGCUACCCCCACCUCCAGACCAGCCUGGCAGCCAGCUACAGCCACAGCCACCCCAGUGCCUCCUACCUCCCCUCUGGGCUGAGCACCCCUACCCCCCUGACCCCCCGGUCCACCAUGGAGGGGGGCAGCUAUGGCUACCCCAGUCACAGCCUAGGGGCCGGCUCUGAGACAGGAGGGCCGCUGAAACGCAAGGCCUUUGAGAUGGCGGAAGAGGGGGAGGAGGGAGGAGGAGAUGGCUCGCGGUACAGGAAGUACGGCAACAGCAAGAGCCACGUCAAUGGUCACGGCAACGACUACGACAUAGCGGGCUCAGAAGUCCAGGCCUACAAGCCCGGCAAGCCUCUGGUGUCGCCUCCUUAUGGUGGGCAGGGGGAGUAUAGCCCCUCCUCAGGCCUAGGGGGGGAGAGUGGGGGAGGAGGGGAACAUGGCUUCCCCCAUCAGAGGCUGGCCAUGAAGAUGCCUGUGUCACAUGCACGAUCUGAGGACCCAACUGGAGGACGCUAGUUCAGGCACUUGAAAGGAAAAAACUCUCUGGGGGUCCCUCGGUUUUAUUGGCAUUUGAAAACCAAGUAGAGUACUUACUCUGACAAAAACUGGGGGAAAUAAUAAUUGGAUUUUGCAAUGAGAGGUCAUGUGAUCUAACCAGAAAGGAGAGAAAAUGGCAAAUGACUUGAAUCCGCCUCCUAUCUUAUAUCAUUUUCAUUCUUAGAUUUUCUCCAAAGAGUCAAGGGGCACUUUGUCCUGUAUGGGUAUGGUGGGGUGGUGUGAGGACAGAGGGAGGGAUCUAGAUGGAUAGGGCUAAAUCAGGCAGUCAAUGGAUUACCGACCGCUUCUCUCAGGAUCCUAUUUACUUCCCAAUCUGCUACGACAGUGACAUUGCAAUGUUGUUGUUUUGAAGAGUUGCUCUCUUAAUUGGAGUGGCCACUUGAUAUGGAAAGGACGUUUGACUCUAUUACCUCCUACAGCACCAUAAGAAUCAUAACCUUUCAGACCAAAAAGUAGAGAAGAACAUAAUUGAUGUGAUGUACUUUAAUAACAUGACACCACGAGCACAAUGACAGCUCUUCUGAGGCUUGGUGCCUCUAUACAACUCGCUUUGAAACGAAUGUCCCCCUCUCCCCCCUUCCCUUUUCCCUGUUUUCUUUUGACAGUGUUUCUAUGUUAUUUCUCCAUAUUUCUCUCCAUUUUCACCAUGUUUUCCCUUCCCUGCUUUUUCUCAGUUUGUUUCACUCACUCACUCUUUUUCUUUUUCUGUUAAAGCUGCAAUAUGUAACUUUUUGGGCAACCUGACCAAAUUCACAUAGAAAUGUGAGUUAUAGAUAUGUUAUUCUCAUCGAAAGCAAGCUUAAGAAGCAGUAGAUCUAUUCUAUGUGUGCUAUUUCUAUACUUCCAGUUCUUUAGUUUUUGCUUCUUUUACUUUCGGUUUUGUACAACAGCUUUAAACAGCUGAAAAUACAAUAUUUUUGGUUAUUGAAAAUAUAUUUCACAACAGUUUAGAUGGUACAAUGAUUCUCUAUACUAGGCAUUGCUUAUUUUGUCAAAAACUGAAAUUAGGUUAACUAUUGUUCAUUAUGCAGUGUUACAUGCAGCUCUAUCAAUACAUUCAAAUACUUAAACCUGCAGAAAGAGAUACUUGUAGAAACAGACUCGAGAGAGAGAAUUUUAACUACAGCAUUUAAACUCAUCAAAAAAAGAAAAGUCCUCUCACUAUCAACUGCGUUAAUUUUCAGCAAACUUAACAUGUGUAAAUAUUUGUAUGAACAUAACAUUCAACAACUGAGACAUACACUGAACCAGUUCCAUAGACAUGUGACUAACAGAAAUGGAAUAAUGUGUCCCUGAGCGAAGGGGGGGGGUGUCAAAAUCAAAAGUAACAGUCAGUAUCUGGUGUGGCCACCAGCUGCAUUAAAUACUGCAGUGCAUCUCCUCCUCAUCGACUGCACCAGAUUUGCCAGAUCCAGGCUCUUCGCUGGCCAUGGCAGAACACUGACAUUACUGUCUUGCAGGAAAUCACGCACAGAACGAGCAGUAUGGCUGGUGGCAUUGUCAUGCUGGAGGGUCAUGUCAAGAUGAGCCUGCAGGAAGGGUACCACAUGAGGGAGGAUGUCUUCUCUGUAACGCACAGUGUUGAGAUUGCCUGCAAUGACAACAAGGUCAGUCCGAUGAUGCUUGACACACCGCCCCAGACCAUGACGGACCCUCCACCUCCAAAUCGAUCCCGCUCCAGAGUACAGGCCUCGGUGUAACGCUCAUUCCUUCGACGAUAAACGCGAAUCCGACCAUCACCCCUGGUGAGACAAAACCGCGACUCGUCAGUGAAGAGCACUUUUUCCCAGUCCUGUCUGGUCCAGCGACAGUGGGUUUGGUUUGUGCCCAUAGCCGACGUUGUUGUCGAUGAAGUCUGGUGAGGACAUGCCUUACAACAGGCCUACAAGCCCUCAGUCCUGCCUCUCUCAGCCUAUUGGGGACAGCCUGAGCACUGAUGGAGGGAUUGUGCAUUCCUGGUGUAACUCUGGCAGUUGUUGUUGCCAUCCUGUACCUGUCCCGCAGGUGUUAUGUUCGUACCGAUCGUGUGCAGGUGUUGUUACACGUGGUCUGCCACUGCGAGGACGAUCAGCUGUUCUUCCUGUCUUAGGCGUUUCACAGUACGGACAUUGCAAUUUAUUGCUCUGGCCACAUCUGCAGUCCUCAUACCUCCUUGCAGCAUGCCUAAGUCACGUUCACGCAGAUGAGCAGGGACCCUGGGAAUAUUUAUUUUGGUGUUUUUCAGAGUCAGUAGAAAGGCCUCUUUAGUGUCCUACGUUUUGAUAACUGUGACCUUAAUUUCCUACUAUCUGUAAGCUGUUAGUGUCUUAACGACCGUUCCACAGGUGCAUGUUCAUUAAAUGUUUAUGGUUCAUUGAACAAGCAUGGGAACCAGUGUUUAAACCCUUUACAAUGAAGAUCUGCGAAGUUAUUUGGAUUUUUACAAAUUAUCUUUGAAAGACAGGGUCCUGAAAAAGAGGCGUUUCUUUUUUUGCAGAGUUUACUAAAGAGUACACUGUCAAACCAAUGCAAAUGUGCCGUUUUCAUAGAGAUACUCUUAGAAUCCUAAAAUCGGAGUCUGAUUGUGUUUUUGAUGUAUACGUUCUUUUUUAUUUUUGCCUUUUUAAAGAAAUAUAUGUAGUCUUGUUAUUGAAUACUCAGGAAGAUUGUUGUAUUGUAAAAGAAUGUAUGUAUGUAUGUAUGUAUGUAUGUAUGUAUGUAUGUAUGUAUUACCUUCUGGUGUUUGUAGGGAACUUUAUGGAGAAUAUAAUGGAGUCAUGGCUGGUGUAAUACAGACAUACUGUACACUUCAGGGAACAAAGAGCUUUUAGGGCCACCAAUAUUAGCGUUUGUGCGCACACACAUGCACAAACACGUCCCCACACACACUUACACAUAAGCAUGCACACACAGGCACGGCCACGUAGAUUCAAAUAUUUGAACACCCACACCCAACUUGUGAAUUGAAACUUGAGAUUCCUACCAAUGCCUGAAACGUAGAAUGUAAUUCAAUAUAUUUUAUUCAAAGGAUAAUAGAUACCAUAAUGUACAUCAAUAUUUUUUUUUUAGAUAUAUAAAACAUAUUUUCUU